This is a messenger RNA of Oreochromis niloticus (Nile tilapia), 1720 nucleotides long. It is a transcript of the gene asf1bb, whose product is annotated as anti-silencing function 1Bb histone chaperone. NCBI's taxonomy places the organism in Eukaryota, Metazoa, Chordata, Actinopteri, Cichliformes, Cichlidae. Gene Ontology annotation, molecular function: histone binding. The transcript is spliced from 4 exons. Bases 209 to 808 code for a protein of 199 amino acids. Gene Ontology annotation, biological process: DNA replication-dependent chromatin assembly. The record is from RefSeq and is a predicted model, not a curated record. Gene Ontology annotation, cellular component: nucleus; chromatin.
GAAGACGAAAGUGACGUACUUCCUUCAGCCAAGCAGCGGCUGCUUCUGUUGGUGUACUUGGAGAAUAAAAGAGGCGAACUGUAACUUGCGUCUUUGAAGACAGGCAACUUUGACAGCGUGUGAGCUCGGCGAAGUGACUCACUAAAUCUGGUUCACGUAAGAGAAAAAAAGGCGUAACAGUUUCUCAGGUUGAGGUGCGUCUGAAGAUAUGGCCAAGGUACAAGUGUUAAAUGUUGCUGUGUUGGAUAACCCCAGCCCGUUUGGAAACCCGUUUCAGUUCGAAAUAACGUUUGAAUGCAUGGAGGACUUGCCGGAAGACCUGGAAUGGAAGAUCAUUUAUGUGGGUUCAGCUGAGAGUGAGGAGUACGACCAGGUUUUGGACUCUGUUUUAGUGGGCCCUGUACCAGCUGGCAGACACAUGUUUGUGUUUCAGGCUGACGCUCCUAACACAGGGCUGAUUCCAGAAAGCGAUGCUGUAGGAGUGACCGUAGUCCUUAUAACCUGCACCUACCGUGGACAGGAGUUCAUCCGCAUCGGCUAUUAUGUCAACAAUGAAUACACGGACCCUGAACUACGAGAAAACCCACCUCUCAAACCAGAUUACUCUCAGCUCCAGAGGAAUAUUUUGGCCUCGAAUCCUCGUGUCACCCGUUUUCAUAUCAACUGGGAGGGCUUGGCAGACAAGAUGGAAGACAGUGAGAAUGUUGACCCGUCCCCCAACAUCAGUGGCAUGUUCCCUCCAUCCUGUAUACCAGGAAAGAUGCCACAUCUAGGAGUGAUGCCAGAUAACUCCAUGGACUGCAUGUAAGAGGCAUCAAAUUAAUGCAAUGGAUAAGGAGCCCUUCUUAUCUAUACACGCCCACAUUGCAAACACACAUUUAUACAAGGAGGCCAUGGAUGUUUCUGUAUAACAUGUGGACUUUAACAGAAAGCACAGGACACCACAGCAUAGACAUUAUCUUUUUAUAAAGCACUCAAAAAUGGGAUUGGUCUGGAAUUGUUACCACCUUUGGUUCCUCCUCUUUACGCACUUCCUUUCAACACACACACACACAGGUGUGCACAGUCAGAUUUGCCUUAAUUUAUUGUAUUUCUGUAUAAGAUUAUAUUUCAUGCCUGGCUGAAAGAAGUGCAGAUCAUCAGUGCAGGGCCAGGUCGCUUCAACAGCCCUGAAACGUGUGGGACAAACUCAAGAUUCUGAUACCCAUGUUGUUCAUUUUGUCCUUUUCUGCACAGAUCAACUAGUGCUAUGUGAUGGGAAGGAUGUAGCACCUAGCUGCUUAUAGUAGAGCACUUCAUUCUUUGUAAGAUUUGUCUCUUGUGACACCUACUGGGGGGAGGGAAUUGGGUUUAAAUUAUGGGCCGUGUUUAUGAUAUUGUGGCAUCAAGUGGCUUUAUUCGCAUUAACAUGUUUUUCCCCAGGGUUAUCCAGAUUACUCUGUAAACCUGCUUCUGUGAAUAGGCCCCAGUUCACCUACUGUUACAUAAAACGACUAUAUGAGCAAAACAUGUAGGUAAUGAUGAAGGAUGCCAAAUUGCAUUGUGUGUGUGUGUGUGUGUGUGUGGAUGAUUUAGGCUUGCUGUAAAUAAUGUUUUCCCUGUUCUUAUUUUGUCUUCAAAACAAGAAGGCAUGUUUUCAUUUUGUACUUACUAUACAUUCUCAGCUUCAGUAUUUGUAACAACAGUGAUGGGGUUAAUAAAGUUUUUUUUUUUUUUUUUU